Apis mellifera (honey bee) is the source of this 4813-nucleotide messenger RNA. RefSeq lists its product as uncharacterized. The transcript is spliced from 9 exons. The record is from RefSeq and is a predicted model, not a curated record. Lineage: Eukaryota; Metazoa; Arthropoda; Insecta; Hymenoptera; Apidae. The coding region runs from base 222 to 3878 and encodes 1218 amino acids.
GGUGGUGGGAGCACGCGACGCUACGGAGACCUGUCAGUACACGCUCGACCGUCAAGCCUGUGAGUUCGCGUGACACUUUUCUUCCGUUAUCGGUGUUCGUAAUAUUUCGUGUUCGUUCACGUGUGCGCGUGUAUAUUUCCUUGUUUCUCACACUUUUCUUCCGUAGUGGCGAUGAAGUGAUCCAGUUUCAACGUGCUUGCCGCAUUCUUCCGUAAAGAAGCAUGGAUCGACGCGGUAUCUUCUCCAUUUCGAUCUUUUGCUCGCUGAUCGCUCUCACUGUCGCCACCGUUACCAGCCACUCUGAGAAGGCGUCGUUGGGAACCGCGGCGGUUAUAAAUCCUGAAAGAAGAAACGCGAGCAACCUGCAGGAUGACGGGGUCGCGGUUGGCUCGCGGGUCGAACGAAUCGAGAACGAAGAGCAGGAGGAGGAUUACGAGGGCGAGGACGAGUACGAGGACGAGUUGAAGGCCGUGGCCGAGUCGCACGAAGCGAUGUCGAGGGACGACACUAGGAAUUCGAACGUCUCCGCGACACCGUCCACGCCAGGCAUUCCCGACAGGAUCUCGUCUCCCUCCAAGAACUUUGACUCGCGCGAAGUGAUCGCUGUCAAUAACAGCUCCGACGAAGAUGUCGCCUCGAACGAGGCCAUUACCGACGAGAUCGUCGACAAAUACGACCAGGAGGUGGUCGAGCUGGUGAAGUACAAGAAGAACUGGAACCAGGGCGAGGCCAAUCGGACGAAGACGAAGCGGGUGCCCACGGUGAAGAAGGAGCUGAGCACGCAGAAGGAGAUCCUGAUAGGGAGCGGCAACGAGACCCAGGUGUCGUCGAAGAGCGUUCCACGAUCGGAGGAGGCCGUGAAUCGGUUGAACGAGGAACUCGAGCCGAUUCGAAGGAGGAACGUGGUCGAGCCGGCCAAGUCGGAGAGAGGCGAGGACGAGAUCGUAGGGGACGGCGAUCGAUACUCGAGGAGGAGCGACGCGAAGAAACUGGACAAGAGGCAAGAAACGGACCUCAAGGAACUGAAAUCCUACUUGCUGGCCGGGUACGCGGCCAAGCAGAAGUUUCGAAAAGUGGGGACGCAAGAAGACGCCCUGUUGGACGAUUUGCUGCAACUUUUGACGAAACUAGCCGAAGAUCCGAGGCGAUGGGAACGGCUGCACAAACUGCUCGUGAACAGGGAAGACGAGCUGAAGCUGUCUAGGGACGAGUUGGAGCCAGACAAGCGCAGCUAUCAGCCCACUUUGAAUCUAUUCUCGACCGAAUCCACGAACGAGUCGAGGAAAUCGCGAAAAAAAUCGAAGAAGAAGAAGAAGAAGCCCAAGCAUCGUCUCUCCACGACUCCGUUGACUUCCGUACCGGCCACGCCUCCAUUGUUGACCACCACUGAGAUACCGUGGCAAACGACCCCUGUUCAAUGGCGUCUGAUAGCGGAGAGACUGUUCGGACCUCCUUGGGAACAAGACGUUCACGGUGAAACCGAACAAGGGACCGGCCACUCUUCCCCGCAAAGUCCAAGAAGUCUGACCUCUAUCAGAGACCUGAUCGGGGAGGACAAGUCGAGCGGGAAGCCAAAGACUUUUCCAUCCGAUAGAAAACCGAUAUUGGCGAGCCAAGUUGGCGAACUUGGCAAUCAAAGGCUGAUGCGGUUUGGCAAGAUUGGAAAUCGUCAGCCUGGUCACGUUCAACAGCGCAGAGAGUUCGCGAGCGUGUACGACAGGCCUACAGAUCCGGAACGGAUGCCGGAUUACACGGACAUGGAAAAUCCUUAUCAUCGAUACGAUCACGAACUGUCACCAGCUUCGAGAGAGCUCGUUCGAGGGCGGGAGCAGAAUUAUCGAGGCGACUUCAACGUUCAAUCGGACGGAUAUCCCACCGAUCGGGAGUACGAGCAACCGGAUUUCCGGUUGAGCAAGAGCUGGCCCGACCUCUCCUACGGUGGAUACGAUCCACCCUGGUCUAGAACCCUGGACGAGGAACGUCGCCCUCCUUUGCCUCUAACCUCGGACAAAUGGUCUUGGAGGCAACCAGUUAACAAGUAUUGGCCCCAUCGCGUAAAUUUCCCGCCCGUGGAGAAGAAUUAUUGGUCCUCCUUUCGAAACCAGGAGCAGGAGGAGGAGGACGGAGGAGCUAAGACAUCGGCUACGAGCAACGAGAAGACGUGGCAACGGAACGUUCACCGUUCCUGGAACAGGGACAGUUGGCCUGCGGAUAAACCUGUCUCCUCCUCGUGGCAGCAAGCCGUGGAAACGAGGCCUGUGAAAGCGUACGAAGGGAAGAAGAGCAAGAAUCGAUCCGAGGCGAGUAAAGUAUCGACCAAGGAGGAGGAGGAGAAGAGCUCGAGGAGGCCGCAGAUCACGAUGAAAACUUGGAACAGUCUGACCUCGGACCCGGCCACGUGGCCGCACAAGCUUCCCGGCGCGAAGCCGUGGCCGAAGGACGAGAACGGCAAGUCGUACAACCCGAACGCCGACUUGGUGAAGAAGUUGGGCCUGGACAAACAGAACGGCGUCCCUUGGUCGACCAACGGAGGGGAGAAAUCGAGCGAGAGGAAGAAGGAGGAGAGAAAGGAGAUCUCGAACGGGAGAUCCGAGGAUUCGGUGAAGUCGUGGCCGAACGAGUGGGCGAAGGCGGAGGGCGUGCAGGGCGACGACUCGAACGCUUGGAGGAGGAAGUACGAGGGGAAGAAGAGCGCGUGGCGGCCGACCACGGACGAGGAGGAGGAGACCUUGCCCAAGAUCCAGUCGGUGGGCGCGUGGGUGAUGGCGGCCGACCAGUCCACUUGGAAGCCUUACCAGAUCAAACCGGUGGAACCGUCGGACGAGGCCGGUCCUCGAAGGUGGUCGGCCAAGCUGUUCAACGGCAGAUCGGCAUCCUCCUGGCCCGAGAGAUCGAACGAUUCGUGGAUGGUUAACGACUUGUGGCCCGAGCCGAUGGACGCUGAUCGCUGGCCCGAAAUCGAGAAAUCGAGCCGUUGGUACGCCAAUAGGAAGGAUCUGGACGGUUGGAAGCCGGGCAACGCGUGGAAGGUGAAGGGAGAGGAAUGGUUGGCCAAAGAUCCUCGAUCCUCCUCCUCCUCCUCCUCCUCCUGGAUAUCGAAAAUCCAGGAGGGAGGGGAGAAGAGCUCGUGGGGCGGUGGUUCGUGGUCGAACGAUUCUUGGAACGAGUCGAAAACUGGCGAGUCCAAGUUCGACUCGUGGAAGGGGAAGGACGAGGAUCCUGGCGACGGGUGGGCGAGAAAGGCGGGCGAGCGGAGCGGGUGGGGGGCGAAGAGCAGCCCCAACGAGCUGUCCCCGUGGCAGCGGAAGAUGAACGAGGAGUGGAGUUACGGGAAGACGAGCUCGACGGGCACGUGGCCCGGCAAGUGGAAGCAGUUCGCCUAUCACAGGGUGACCGCGAUGCCGAUCUCGAAGCCGGGGACCACGGCCGACGCCGCCUCGUCCAAGUCGAAGAACAACGCUUUCGUGGCGGUGUCCGCCGUCUCCUCGCCCAAGUACGGCGGAAACGAGUGGAGGAAGAACGAGGACGACCCGAGGAGCGAAAACGAGAGGCCUGGCGGCGAGGAGCAGGAACGGUCGGGCAAUCAGGUGGGCCUCGAGCGACCCAUCUACGCGUGGAAGAAGGACAAAGGCAACGGAACCACCGACCCGCUCGAGAACCAGUUGGAGGCGCUCAGACGGAUCGACUUCUGGUCGUACAAAGAGAACGAGGCCGAGAAGAGAUUGACGUCAACGAGAGCAACCACGGAGACGACGUCCUCGACCCCGAAGAACAACUCGACCACGGCCACGUCGAUGCAUCGUCGAGGGCCCCUGAUCACCGACAAUGGGGACGACGGCUCGCUCGAGACCAAUCGACGGACGAUCUCGAUGAAAUAGAUCGAGGCCCCAUCCCUAGAUCCUUGAUCUUGCCCAAUGGAUACACGUCUGUUCAAUCGACAAUAGGCUACGCCAAGUCUCCGAGCAAUUUCCAACGACUCUCUGGCCCCCUGCCAACGUCCACCCCUUUUUUGGCCAGUCACUCUUCGAUAUCGCUCACCAAAUAUCUUUUCUUUUUUCUUCUUUCUUCCUUUUUCUCCUUUGUUAAUCAUCUCGUUUUAUUUAUGGACGAUCUUGUUUUUUUUGUAUCACUUUUUACUUUGUUACUUUUUUUAUCUGUUUUUUCUGCCUUUCUCUCUUCUCUUCUCUUCUUUUUUUUUUAAUGAUUUCUUGAAAAGAGCUAGCAUCGUAGUAUCUCGUAGUGUCGUUGAGCCUUGAUGACCCUUGUGCCAUAUUUGUCGAGCGUACGUGGGCGUGUAAAAAGAAUCAAUGGCUCGAGGAAACGUUACCUCUCUGAAGGGAGAAGAACGGAAAAUCUUGCUUCAAUUUUCAAGUUUUUAAUUCUUUUUUUACACCGAGCUUUUUAUAUUUACAAAAGCAUCUUUCCUUCCGGCUCCUAUCAAACAGUUAAUUUCGGUAACGAGGAUCCUCGUGAAUUUUUCAACCCCUUUAACUCGCUUUAAUUCCUCUGCAUUUUUUUCUGUUCUACUUUUUCUUCUUUUUUGAUACUCAGAAUUUUCAAAAGCUCAGUAUUCUAACUGAAAUCCCCUUCUUCUUCCUCUUCUUCUUGAACUUUAUUUCGACCUCUUGAAAUCCGGUGAGAGAAAUGAAUCCUAAAAUUCACGAUCGGAGGGGGAAAAGAUUUUCCGUCGAGAAUUCUCUUUCCUUUCUUCCUUUGAAAUAAAUCGCGCUAGUAAACUUGAUAUAGAAACGAAUUCGAUAAAUAAUUCGAUAAAAUUGAACAAUUUUUUUCAAUAUAAUACUUCCUUUAUUUA